UGAGCCCAGGGAGAAUUGUGGGUCAUCAAUGGAGAGACGAAGGAAAGAACGUCAUCUGUUUGUAAUGACUAGCGACCUAAUUUAACUCAUCAUUUUGCCAAAAAUACAACCAUUCUCACAGCUAAUGAACCUCUAACCCCUAACACUUCAAAGAGUUACUGGUGAGGUGUCAAAAAUGUACGAAAAACUCCCUGUUCGGAACCGGGAACUGUUUAAGGGAGAAUUGGUCGUGUAAACCUUGAUUGCAUUAGCUUGCCCGCUAGCUAUAACAUUAGUUCUGGUCGGCGAGCUCAUGUAAAGGUAUCUUCAUCUACUUGCACGAAUACAAAACAUCCAGUUGAAGUUGUGAAAAUACCUCCGGUGGCCAGGGGAAAGGGAAGAUAUAACUUCAUCCUGAAAACGUAAACGCUUCACCCUGAGCCAAUGGGGGCGUUCCUGGACAAGCCGAAGACGGAGAAGCACAACGCCCGCGGCGAGGGCAACGGCCUGCGCUUCGGCCUGAGCAGCAUGCAGGGCUGGCGCGUGGAGAUGGAGGACGCGCACACGGCCGCGCUGGGCCUGCCGCACGGCCUGGACGACUGGUCCUUCUUCGGCGUUUACGACGGGCACGCCGGCUCGCGCGUCGCCAACUACUGCGCCAAGCACAUCCUGGAGCACAUCGUGGCGGGCGCCGGAGGGGCCGAGGAGCUCCGACGGGCGGGGGGAGGCCCGGCGUCGACGACGACCGGCGGACCCCCCUCGGCGCCGCCGCCCGAGCCGGCGUCCAUCGAGGCGGUGAAGAAGGGCAUCCGGGCGGGCUUCCUGGCCAUCGACGAGCACAUGCGCAGCUUCACCGACCUGCGCAACGGCAUGGACCGCAGCGGCUCGACGGCGGUGGGCGUGCUGCUGUCGCCCGCGCACCUCUACUUCAUCAACUGCGGCGACUCGCGCGCGCUCCUGUGCCGCCGCGGCCGCGUCUGCUUCUCCACGCUGGACCACAAGCCGUGCAACCCGCGCGAGAAGGAGCGCAUCCAGAACGCCGGCGGCUCCGUCAUGAUCCAGCGGGUCAACGGCUCGCUGGCCGUGUCGCGCGCCCUCGGCGACUACGACUACAAGUGCGUGGACGGCAAGGGCCCCACGGAGCAGCUGGUGUCGCCCGAGCCCGAGGUGUUCGAGAUCGCGCGCGCGCCCGAGGACGAGUUUGUGGUGCUGGCCUGCGACGGGAUCUGGGACGUCAUGAGCAACGAGGAACUGUGCGAGUUUGUGCGCUCGCGCCUCGAGGUCACCGGCGACCUGGAGCGCGCAUGCAAUGAGCUGGUGGACACCUGCCUACACAAGGGCAGUCGGGACAACAUGAGCGUUGUUCUCGUGUGUUUGCCCAACUCACCCAAAGUGUCCGAGGAGGCCGUGAGGAGAGACGCCGAGCUGGACAAGCUUCUGGAGUCUCGCGUGGAAGAGAUUAUUGAGAAGGCUGGAGAGGAGGGCAUUCCUGAUCUGGUGCAUGUCAUGAGAAUUCUCGCCUCAGAAAAUAUACCCAACCUCCCACCAGGGGGAGGCCUCGCCAGCAAGCAUGGUGUUAUUGAAGCAGUGUACACUCGGCUGAAUCCGCACAGGGAAGAGGAUGGGAUUGGAGCAGACCUGGAGGACCCCUGGUAGCUGUCCAGAGUGAUUGCCUGUCUCCCUCCCCCCACCCCCAGGACUUCUUUUUACAGAAGACAUCUUUGCCUCACCUUCUGUCUUGUUUUCCGUUUUUUAUGAUACCAAGAGAUCAAUUGGACCAGAUAUAAAACAUUCAAAAUGUUUUUUUUGUUGUUCUUUUUCUUUGAAACACAACACACAAUCCAAAGGAUUGCAACACUUUUUCUUUUUUCUAUGAAUGGGCUGGAGAAAAAAAUGAAAACCCUCAAAGGAACUUUGGUGUUUUUGGAAAACUCUUGUUCGUGAAUAAGAAAAAAAACACUCACACACACACACACACACACACACACACACACACACACACACACACACACACACACACACACACACACACACACACACACACACACACACACACACACACACACACACACACACACACACACACACACACACACACACACACACACACACACACACACACACAGAUACACAUAGCACACCAUAGGAAGGCAGUAAAAUUCUUUUUUUACUGCAGUUUUUUUCUGUUGUUGUAAUCGUUCUCCCGUGGUUACUGUUGCCGUUGGUUUUCUUGUUUAUGAAUAUUGAUGAUGACGAUGAUGAUGAUGAUGAUGAUUAUGAUGAUGAGGACAUUUGUGAUGAAAAUGAUCGUAUAGACACUGGGCCUGAUGCAAGCUGUCUGUGGUGCCUUCUGUAUAACGACGGGGUUAAGCCAACCAAUCAGGGCCAAGCAACUUUGCCCCUUAGAACACGUGGUUUGGACAGACGGGGGAAGAGGGGGCCAUGGGGCAGGGGGUGGGGGGUCUCUCUACUCCUAGUACACCCUCCCACCAUCACCCAUCCCCACAUGGAUCGUGGAUUGAGGUGGAAGCUCGGACUGACCCCCGCUCCACCCCACCGGCCUCCUGGAAUCACAUGGGCUUGCGUCUGAGUGCAGGGCCCCGACAAGCGUGUGUUGGUGAAUAUGACUGGCUGAGUUUAACCUGCCAUGUUUGGGGUUGAUUACUGCGUGCUGUGAUUUGCACCCCCCCCCCCCCCCCCCCCACACACACACACACACAUUCACCUUCUACCCCCAGUGCACCCCCACCCCACCCGUAACAGACAUUGAAAAAAAAGAGAAGUGAACAUUUUGAUUUGUUUGUUUUUUUCCCGCAUACACACUGCCUCAGCUUGCUAAGGAUUCACAGCCUCUUUCAAUCUCCUCGUGUGUGUCAUUAAGCUUUUUAAUCCUGCUGGUUAAGAGAGUAUAGAAUAUAUGAAUAUAUAUAUAAAAACAAUAUAUAUAUUUUUAAGUUACCAGUUUUUGAUUUCCUGUUCUGUUUUGGUCUCUUCUACGAUGACUGACGUGGCCUACUGUGUGUAAAGGAACUGAGCGUUGAUGACCAGGUGACUCUUAAGAAUGAGCUCUGGAAACUUGUGGACACAAUAAGCUUUGUGCCAUUUGUAUGUAUGUGCGUGCAUGUGUGAGUUUGUGUGUGUGUGUGUUUGUAUGUGUCAGAGAGAGAGACUGGGUAGAUGAGAGAGUGUGUGUAGUGUGUUGGUAAUUUCUCUCUGUGUGAGUGAGAUGGAGUGCAAACCUGCCGCUCGGGAACUAUGGGUAUGUUGUGCUAGAAGGAGCCGUGGACUCCCUACAAAGCCACACCCAUUUCCAACGCCUCCUCCCUCUCUCUUUCCCUCCAUCCAUCUCUCUCUGUCCUCUUUAGCUUUCCUUACAAUGCAGAAAUGGACUCUUGCAACAACCUGCCUUUAUUUUUUCUCUCUCUUCGCUCAGAGUAUAUUGUACAACUGUGUGAUUUCUUUGUUUCCUUGUUUUUUUGUUUUUGUUUUGGUUAGCCAGGCUAAAUAAGAAAUAGCUUUAUGAUGAAUUCACUCUUAUUUCCAGAUGCAGCAUUGUCAUGUAACCUUGAAUGUUCAGAUGCGUUUCCAGCUCUUCGCAGCUCUCAGUGACACCACACCGAAAUCAUGAGUAACAUGAAUAAAAAAAAAGACAAAAUAAAAAAAACAAAAGCUAUGAACCUCUGCUGAAAAAAAAUAAAGAUUUAGUGAAACCUG
Molecule: messenger RNA, 3693 nt
Organism: Sardina pilchardus (European sardine)
Lineage: Eukaryota; Metazoa; Chordata; Actinopteri; Clupeiformes; Clupeidae
Gene: ppm1ba
Product: protein phosphatase, Mg2+/Mn2+ dependent, 1Ba
Exons: 6
Coding region: 424-1635 (403 amino acids)
Biological process (GO): peptidyl-threonine dephosphorylation; negative regulation of canonical NF-kappaB signal transduction; positive regulation of canonical Wnt signaling pathway
Cellular component (GO): nucleus; cytosol
Molecular function (GO): manganese ion binding; magnesium ion binding; protein serine/threonine phosphatase activity
Source: RefSeq, a predicted model, not a curated record